Botrytis fragariae is the source of this 5292-nucleotide messenger RNA. Its product is annotated as putative chitin synthase protein. The transcript is spliced from 4 exons. Gene Ontology annotation, cellular component: myosin complex; cell periphery; cell septum. Bases 1 to 5292 code for a protein of 1763 amino acids. The record is from RefSeq and is a predicted model, not a curated record. Gene Ontology annotation, molecular function: ATP binding; cytoskeletal motor activity; chitin synthase activity. NCBI's taxonomy places the organism in Eukaryota, Fungi, Ascomycota, Leotiomycetes, Helotiales, Sclerotiniaceae.
AUGGCGGGCAACAAUCGAAUGUCUACAUAUUCCAUGACAUCUUCUGCUACAGGAGCCGCUCGACACUUUCACUCGGCGGGUCAACAGUCAUCUCAAGUAACAGCAACGACACUUUUAAACGCCGUGCACCACAUUUACACAUCUGGUCAACCAUAUCGAUUGGAUGCUAGCAGUAGCUUGGUUGUAAACACUUGGCUAUCUGCUUCACAACCUGAUCGUGAAGGAAGAACGGGAGGUGUAAUAGAUUCAGCCUUGGCCGCACGAGCUUGGGAACAUGCUAGAAGACGUGCGGAAGAUGGUUGUAUCGUUUUAGGUUCUCUUCACGAGUCUACUCCUUCCAUUUUGGCUCCUUUCCUCAACACUCUCCCUCUUACCAUUCCCGACUCAUUAUAUACUGCCCUUGAAGUGUUACGACCAUUUAUUCACUGUGUCUCUCCUCAGAAUCCAUCUACACCUCGACAAUCUGCUCUUGGUGUGACCUUGACUCUUUCACUUGCUGGAAAUCUCACGGCUGCAUCGAUAGCAUUAUCAGAGGGUGGGAUUGAUACCAAAAAGGGGCUAUUAAACCUUCCAUCCGAACCAGGAUAUCGAGCUUUCGACGUCUUCUACUACCUCCUCACAUCUGCCUCGACUCCUGCCGAACGAGAAUUCUUGAGCUUAAAGCAAGCUUCGAGUUACGCGCUUCUGGAAAAGUCUGGCACAUAUGACCCUCCAUCGUACCUUCCUACCGCGGAUGAUGCAGCUGCUGCAGACGACUUCAGAGCAUCAUUAAAAGCCAUUGGUAUCAAGGGUGCCGCACACAGAGAUCUCAUCUCAAUAUUAGCAGGACUGUUGAAGCUAGGUGAUACUUUAAGCUUUGUUCUUGAUGGAGAUGCGCUGGAGGAAAUUUGUGAAGAUGUCGGAGGUCUGCUUGGUUUGGAACCCGAGGUUCUCGUCAAGCAAUGCACAACACAAGAGCGAGAAACUUUGAUUGGCGGUCUCUAUGAAGCCCUUGUAGAUUGGGUAAUUUCGAAGGCCAAUGAAGCCAUUGCUAGUGAGAUGACCAGAAUCAAGGACGGGGAUUCUUCCAGCGAAGGGGGGCCAGGAGCUCGCACCCCAAAUACAGAAGACGACAAUGGUGACACUGUUUGCAUAACUGUUCUUGAAAUUCCAGACCCAAAUCUUGGGAAAGCAGCUGCAAUGCGAGGUGUCUUUGACGAUACUCAGGGUAUCAAUGCCGAAAUGAAAGAAGAUGGUGUUGAUGUGGUUUCUGCUGGCUCAACUGUCAUCCGAGAGAUGCAGAAUGCUGUAUCUGAAGUUGCUCCAGAUCUUGGUAUUAUGACUGGACCUUCUGGAAGAGAUCGCGAACACGAGCUUGAGAAGCGUGAGAUCGUAUUGGAGAAGGUUGCCCGUGAAGGAGAAGAUGAUGGUUUCCUCAAGAAGCUUCUGCUCCCAAUCGAGGGACAAGGUAUCAAUCUAGGCCGCAACGGUCGUAUUGAUCUACCUUCCGUCCUUGGCAGCAGUCGUGUCUGGUAUCACUUAUCUAUGCAUCCUACCGACGAUUCACCUGCAGCUCUAGCUUCGCUUCCUUCAACAACUUCGGCUUGGUCCGCGGGUGCUAUCUCACGCCAGCUUCGCGCAUGGCGCUUGCCAGAGUGGGCAAAUCGACGAAACAAGAACUUGGAUUUCACAGCCGAUUUCGAUUUCGAAGAAUUCGUUCAACGAUAUGCCCCCCUUGGGUGUAAGGAUGGGCGUGAUGGCAUUGAAAGCUGGACCAUGGAACGUGGCUGGAGCAAUGGUGAAGUCGUCAUCGGCAAAGAACGGAUAUGGAUCCGCGAAAGUGCUUGGUGGGAAGCUGAAACCAUGCUUGACCUAAAGCCGACCGAAGGGGAGUUCCAAAGUAUGGGCGGUCCCGGAGGCAUGGCAGGCAUGUUAGGAGCCCACGACAUGAAUACAGGAUACUCCUCCAACCCACCAAACGGAAGCGGUUUCUUUGCUGGUCCUAAUAAUGAUCUGGCGCCUCUUGGAAGUCACGAUAAUAUCAUGAAUCGUCAAAGUCAAGUCAACGUAGCUCGGAGUAACCUCGGAGCUCCCACUAUCGCACCAUCAAGGAAUGUCAGUGGUGGUGACUAUGGACUCGGCUUCAAGGGAGAUGAUAUGAGGGGACAGGUUUACUACACCGAUGAGAAUGGAGAAAUGGUGGAUGACCCGAAGCGUCGUAUCUGGGUCGCUACUACCUGGGCUUUCACAUGGUGGAUUCCUUCCUUUCUUCUUUCAUUUAUUGGUCGGAUGAAGCGACCAGAUGUGCGCAUGGCUUGGAGAGAAAAGCUAGUGUUGUGCUUCUUUAUUCUCUUCCUCAAUUGCUUGGUUGUUUUCUGGAUUAUUGAAUUUGGUAAACUCCUCUGUCCAAAUUCUGAUAAAGCAUGGAAUGCGAAAGAAGUCGCCACUCAUCAAGGAGAUGACGAUUUUUGGGUCAGCAUUCAUGGAAAAGUAUACGAUCUUUCCAAGUUCUGGAAGUUGCAGCAUAGUGAUACCUCUGUCACGACAACCUCCGAUGUCAUGCAACCCUUUGCUGGUCUGAACUUGGACGACUACUUCCCGCCACCAUUGAUUGUUGCAUGCCCUGGUCUUGUAACCGACUACACCUUGGUACUACAGGACAACACUACUGCUGAAUAUCCUUCCGGAGUCCAUACAUCUGGCAAUCUUUCCGCAUAUACUUCCAGUAAGCUUUAUGACUGGAAUUGGUAUGCGGACGUGUACACACCUGCAAUCAAAGAGUAUUACCAUGGUGAUCUAGUAGUCAAGAAAAGUACGAUCAAUAGUGAAGGCCAAGACGAUGAACAUUAUUGGGUGAUUCUAAAGGGCAAAAUCUACGACUUCACCAAUUAUUACUACACAUUGGAUCUCUAUGCUGAUCUGGACACUUAUGAAUUCAUUGAUGAUACAAUUUAUCAAAUGGUACUCAGAAAUCCGGGUUUAGAUAUCACGAGUAAAUGGGAUGACAAUUACAAAAGCGCCAAUGCAUCUUAUCAAGUUGAUAUCCUCAAUAACUUGAAUUGCAUGAACAAUCUGUUCUAUGCAGGCAUUCCCGAUUUUCGAGAUUCCAUUAAAUGUCAGAUCAACAACUACAUCCUUCUUGCCUUCACAAUUAUGUUGUGUAGUGUUAUUGUCAUCAAGUUCGUCUCUGCACUGCAAUUUGGUUCGAAGCGACGUCCAACUCCUCAAGACAAGUUUAUCAUUUGCCAAGUUCCAGCAUAUACCGAAGGUGAAGACUCAUUGCGUAAAGCUUUGGACUCUUUGACAGCUUUACAAUACGAUAAUAAAAGGAAGCUCAUCUGUGUCGUUUGUGAUGGUAUGGUUGUAGGAGGUGGUAAUGAUCGCCCUACACCAAAGAUCAUCCUCGAUAUUCUUGGUGUAGAUCCCAAGAUCGACCCUCCCGCCUUACCGUUUAAAUCCGUCGGAGAUGGCAACGAGCAGCUCAACUAUGGUAAGGUAUACUCAGGCCUAUAUGAAUUUGAAGGAAAUGUGGUCCCAUAUAUUGUAGUGGUCAAGGUUGGCAAGGAAUCCGAGCAAUCCAAGUCGAAGCCCGGUAAUCGUGGAAAACGUGACACUCAAAUUCUUCUUAUGAGCUUCCUCAAUCGCGUCCAUCACAGAGCACCCAUGAACCCACUGGAGUUGGAAAUGUUCCAUCAAAUCAACAACAUUAUUGGCGUGGAUCCAGAGCUUUACGAAUAUCUACUCAUGAUUGAUGCCGAUACCAGUGUAAGGGAAGACUCGCUGAAUCGUCUCGUGGCUGCCUGUUCCAAUGAUGGUAAAAUCGCCGGUAUUUGUGGUGAGACCAAUCUCGAAAACGAGGAACGUUCUUGGUGGACGAUGAUUCAAGUUUACGAAUAUUUCAUCUCGCAUCAUUUGGCAAAGGCCUUCGAAUCUCUAUUCGGAAGUGUCACUUGUUUACCUGGUUGUUUCACUAUGUAUCGUCUACGUACCGCUGAUAAAGGCAAACCAUUGAUUAUCGCUGAUGCCAUCAUCAACGAGUACAGUGAGUGUGUUGUUGAUACUUUGCACAAGAAGAAUCUUCUGUCUCUUGGAGAGGAUCGGUUCUUAACUACAUUGAUGACCAAGCACUUCCCAUAUAUGAAGUACAAGUUCAUUCCAGAUGCAUAUGCCAGUACUGCCGCGCCUGAAACCUGGAGUGUUCUUCUGUCUCAGAGAAGACGUUGGAUCAAUUCUACCAUCCACAAUCUAGCUGAGUUGGUCUGGCUUCCUGAACUGUGUGGAUUCUGUUGUUUCAGCAUGAGAUUCGUUGUCUUCAUCGAUCUCUUCGGUACAAUUAUUCUUCCUGCAACCACAGUCUAUCUAGCAUAUUUGCUGUACAAAGUCGGAACGCAUCAAGGUCAAUUCCCCCUCAUUUCGAUUUGUAUGAUUGCUGGUACAUAUGGUUUACAAGCUUUGAUAUUUAUUCUCAAACGUCAAUGGCAACACGUUGGGUGGAUGAUUAUUUAUAUCCUUGCGUUCCCAAUUUACUCUUUCGUUCUACCCAUCUACUCAUUCUGGAACCAAGACAACUUCUCGUGGGGUAACACACGUAUUGUCCUGGGAGAAAAGGGAUUUGCAAAGGUUGUGGCCGUGGAUGGCGAAACAUUUGACCCAAGAAGCAUUCCUCUUCAACGAUGGGAUGAUUACGCUUUACACAACAACCUUCCAGGACGUCGCGGAGUAGCAGUUGAAAAGGCAUAUGAUACAUUCGAUGAUCAAUACGAAAUGGAUGACAUGAAAUCCAUGUACUCAUCUGUCAAGCCAGCCUCCACUAUUCUAACCGGUUUCCCUGGUCGCGGUCCAUAUAUGCCUCCUCAAUCUACUUAUUCCGCAAACCAAUACACCGACCACCCUCUCCGCAAUCAAUCUGCAAUGUCUCUUCGCCAAGAUCAUUCCGCCUCGCCAUAUCAAGACUACCCUGGCAACAAUCGUCCUUCGAUGCAGAUGAUGUCUUCCGACAAUCUUCUCGGUGGCGGUCAAGGGCGACAUCAAUCACGAUCUUCGCUAGGCUUCACAGGUGGUGCUCGUUCGCCUUUAGCAGGAGCUGCGAUUGAUAGACCUGCUAGUGGAUUUGAUUUCCAAAGGGGUACUGCCGGUCCAGAUGAUUUGCAGAUUGUAGAGGCUAUUCAAAAUUGUUUGAGGGAGGUAGAUCUAGACAAUGUUACGAAGAAACAGGUUAGAGCUUUGGUCGAACAAAGGUUGCAGACUGAGUUGGUUGGUGAGAGGAGGACGUUUUUGGACAGGAGUAUUGAUUCUGAAUUAGCUGCUAUGUAG